ACAGCUGAAGUUAUACUAUUACAUAACUGAAGUGUUGAUACACUAGUAUAAAGUAUUUAUAUAUGAAAUAUGGAAAAAAGUAUCUUGGCGCGUUUGAACAACAACACAAGAGCUUGUACAAAGUUCUACGAUGAAUCUCAAGACAGAUUAGAAAAUCAGCUUGACGUUGAUGUCAUUCCACAAUUGAAGGAAAUCGACUUUUAUGGAAAACAUAUCGCUCCACAGGAUGAUUAUACACCUGAAGCAGUGACAGAUAAAGACGACGAUGAUGACGGUGUCAGUGUUGGAUCUCUGGUCGAGUUGAUUGAUUUGUUAGAACAAUUUGAAAAAGGGCAUAUCACUUUUGUAGGAGGCGCUGGCUAUGGUAAAACUACCUUACUCAAAGCUAUUUCAAGAGGAGUACUUGAUGGAAUAUUUAUGAAAAAAGUUAAUGUAGUUCACUACAUACAAUGUGCACAUUAUCUACCAAACAAGAUGAUAUCCGCACGAGAAUUAUUAUUUGGAAGUACUUUGUCCGAUGAAGAAUUCACACAAAUUAUGGAAAUUAUAAAAUUGAAUCCAGAUCGCUUUCUCUUUGUACUUGAUUCAUUAGAUUCUCUUCAGUAUGAGGUUGAUGGGGUUUAUAAGUAUAUUGAUGACGUCAAUGAGGAAGCAAAUCCGGAAGCAAUUCUUUCGAAUUUUCUUGCUGGCAAUCUCUUUCCUGGUUCUCGCAUCAUCACGUCUAGUCGUGAACAUUCGAUCCGUAAUUACAAAGGAGAAGUUCGACCACAAAAAGUGAUUGCGCUCACAGGUCUUACAAAUGAAUCCAUUGAAGAAGUAAUUAAUGGGUAUCUGGGGAAGGAGAAGGGGAGACAAACAAUGCAAUAUUUAAAAAAUGAGUGUCCGGCUCAGUUAGCACUUUGUAGCACCCCUGUGUUACUAGUAUACACUCUUAUUGUAUUAGAAGGAGGCGAAUUUCGACCAACUACGACAGCGGGUAUUACAGUCGCCGUGUUUCAAAUAAUUUUAAGGUCCGAGCACACAAGAGAACAAGACAUCCUAGAAAUUUUGAACAAGCUAAAAUCCUUAGCUUAUAAUGGAACAAUGAGAAGCCAAGUUCAUUUUUCAGCCGAAGAUUUUUACCGCGUGGGAUUGGAAAAUAUUGAUGCAGCAACCAGUAUCACAAUCCUUUCUCUAAAAGACCGAACCAAACAGAGAAUCUUCCAAGGAAACGAUCUAUUAUUUUUCAGUCAUCAAAGUCUUCAAGAAAUGCUUUCCGCGUUUUAUAUUUCCGAGAUGAGUCUUGAGAAAUUCAAGGAAUUUGUGUCUCAGCAUCUCCAUGAUUUAAGAUUUCGUGUCGUGAGAAGAUUUCUCUGUGGUGUGCUGAUGGACAAUGAGCUGUUUGAACAAGCCGAGCUAUUGCUUAUACAUGGUGUAGCUUCAGUAGAAGACAAAAAACAAAUCCUUCGAGAAUCUUUCAAAAAUGAGUUGAUGCGUUCUAACUUAGAAGGAGCCGAUUUACUUGAAAUAGUCCGGUCACUGUAUGAAACCAAGGACGGUAUGGACAGCGUCAUCAUGGAAAACCUAUAUCAAGUCAACCUAGAAAAUCUACCGCUGUCACCAAGCGAUUGCCACGCUUUGGGUUCCGUCAUUUCACGAUGCAAAGAUUUUUAUGACUUGGAUAUACAGAACUGCAAUAUGGAUUCAACAUCCAUUGAACUAUUAGCUUCGUUGUUGGAAAAAUCUGGACUCAAGGGCUUCGAAUUAUGGAUUGGUCGCAACACAAGACUCGGUGUAGAAGGAUACUUAACACUGGGACGUUGGUGUAAGAAUUGUGUCAUCGAUAAACUUCAUCUUUAUAAAUCCGAAUUGAAACCCGAUCAAUUAGAUGCCUUGCUUGACACAAUGGAUGAUAACAAAAUUUCUCUGCUUGUGCUUCAUGCAAACACGAACAUGGGUCUUCAUGGAUUGACAACUAUUAGGAAGAUGGCAAUACAGUGUGGAUUAGAAAAUCUCGACCUUCAGAAAUGUAGACUCUCUACUGCUCAGUUACAAGAACUAUCAAAUUUACCCUCGGAGACAAAGUUCCGGGUUCUUCGAUUGAAUGAGAGACGAACAGUUUCAAAUGAAGACGUUGAUGCUUUGGUGAAAAUACUUCCGCACGUGACCGACAUAUUAUCAUUAUACGGUUGGAAAAUAUCCGACGAAGAUUUAAAAAUGUUGGAUACAAUUAAACCAGAGGGUUUGAAGAUCGAUAUGACUGGACCUCACGCUGAUGGAGUUGAAGAAAGCGAAGGCUACAUCGACCCAAAAGGCUUCCAAAUGAAAAUCGGCACAUGCAGAGCAAGAUUUCCCAGACACAUUGUCCACGAACCAACCUAUUUUCAAGUCCUUGCCACAAACAAUCCCGAAAACCAACCAGAAGGAUAUUUUGCUAUCACACCCCGUAUUACCUGCAAUCCUCCAAUAAAUUUCAACGUCCCGAUGACGGUCAAGCUACCAACGUGGUGCAGAACUGAAUCUGAUGAUGUCAUAGCUUAUGUUAUGUACAAAGACAAAGGACAGGACGCUACCUGCCAGAUUCUGGAACAAAAAAAUUUGAAAGAGUGUGGACGGCAAAUAACAUUUGAAUCUGCUUACCACAUGUAUUUUUGGGUUUCCAUCGAUAAGAAUUCACUCAACAAAGUUACUUACAGUGCGCAUAUUUCCCUUUACCAUGCCGAAAGUGGAAAGUUUAAAGCUGUCUUAUAUACUGGAGGAAAAUCAGAUUUAGACGCAGAAAUGAGAAGAAAGGGGUUUAACAGAUUCGACGCUAAUUUUGAAACGAAGAAAAUAGCCAUAACGAACAGACUCAGCCUUACUUUUGCAUGCAAUAUUCCUGGUCAAGAGAUUAUGACAUUGGGACCCGAAUCCAAAGAAUAUUUUCCGCUCGGAGAAAACUUUGCUCUCACUCGACGAAGCACUGUUGACUUCAAAUUACAAUCACUUCCUAAUCCUGGGCAGCACCUGAAAAUAACAUCAACUCUCAGUGACGGCGAAUCAUUGAUUACCAAUCUGUUGUGGUCGGGAGAAGAAUCUCCAGCUACGAGUCAGUCAUCAAUGGAAACAGAGGAAGAAGUCCACUUCACGAAAUCAACAGAAAAAGAUAUUGAUGAAGCAGGAGGACUAAUAUCGCUAAAUGGAAACAGAAUUGUCGUUCCCAAUGGUGCCUUGGAUCAUAAAACAAACAUAAAGUUAUCUGUGGAUAGCGAUCCCUCGCAUUGGCCUUCACAGUUUGUGUUAAUCUCGACGAUUAUCAACUGCGACUUGUCUGGAUCAAAAUUAAACAAACCUGUUAGAGUUGAAAUGGAAACAUGGUGUACAACCUAUCACGGCGAAGCAGAAAUAUUGGUUUUAAAGAAAAAGAAUAAUGAUACUACAUGGAAAGUGGAGAAAACUGCAAAAUUGGGGACUUCCGGAACUGUAGCGUUUGAGACUCAAGGAUUUUCUCUAUGUGCACUGGGAUAUUAUGUUGAAACUGCAUACAUGUUUCUGAGAGAAUUACUUGGAAUUCCUAUUAAAUAUCAUAUGGUCAAUUUGCUAUAUUAUAACAACGACGCUACUUUUACUUCGAUUGUAUGCAAACGCGAUACUACAAUUCUAAAUGAAGUUCGGGAAAAUAUGUCACGCGGGAAUAUUGGUAUUGAAUUUAUGACACCCGCAUUGAAUUUCAUUUCGCCACCGGGAAGUCAAAUCCGUAUUGCAAUAAGCUGUAGCCAGCCACUCCAAUGUGAAUUUGUAGAGGGCGACUCAGGAGACGAAGUUCGAAUAGACAUUGAACCUCCUAAGCGCCGAAAGGAAUCUUUCACCGAAAUAUUUGUGGAUCAAGUAAUGUCAAACAUGUGGAAACAAAAGUAUUUCAACCUCCAACCAAAACCUGAUGAUUCUUGCAAUAGUUUGGAAAUAGGAUACUCCGUUAUUGUUAACUCUGAGACUCCAGAACUACACAGUAUUAGAAAUCGGUGGCCAGCAGUUUUACCGACACCACCACCUGCUCCAGUGAUUCAAGGAAAUUAUGUCAACUACGGACCCGGACAGAUGAAUAUAAAUAAGAAUGAAGGCCAAAAUAUUCUGUUUGUUUCUCCACAAGCAAAUGUGCAAUAACAAAUGCAGCGAUGGUCGGUAUUCAAGCUUUCAAGCUUCGCUAUCGAUGGACUGUGUCAACUCUUAAAGAAUUCUCCUCAGUGGAAGACUUCCUAAAACAGACGAAUAUCGAGUAUUGCACAAGGCAAUUAAAUGGUCCCGUAUUUGAAUUCUCAAAACAUAAAUCGAUUUCUCGUAUACUCCAAUGCUAGUAGAGCAUGACCCAAAAAACAGAAUUCUCACAUAUUUCUUAAUUACUCACUACGAAAAUAAAAUAAAAUUAUUUGAUACGGCAACCUUUGUUUGUAUAUUAUCAUAUACAAAAAUUUAUGUAAUCUACUACGCUUUGCACAAAAUUUUUGUUCCGUCUAGAAUAUUUUCCAAAUGACCCGUUUUGUUUUUGAUUCAACUUCUAAUUAAUUUUAAUUUCUAAUUGUAUACAAGAUAUAUUAUGCAUUCUUCCUUAAAAGUAUUAGAGAAAUUUUCAUCACUCAAGACUUUUUUGUAGUGUCUUCGUGAUAUUUUCUUAUGUAAUCCAGCUUUGUCAAAAUAUUAGCAAG
Messenger RNA from Styela clava, 4661 nucleotides. RefSeq lists its product as uncharacterized. NCBI's taxonomy places the organism in Eukaryota, Metazoa, Chordata, Ascidiacea, Stolidobranchia, Styelidae. Gene Ontology annotation, cellular component: cytoplasm. The record is from RefSeq and is a predicted model, not a curated record.